AUGGAGCGGUCUUUUCUCCAUUCCCCAGCAGAAGUGCUGGAGCACUUUGAAGUCUCGGAGCACACUGGCCUGUCCCAGGAUCAGGUCUUGAAAUCUAGGCAGAAGUAUGGUCCAAAUGCUCUCGCGGAAGAUCCACCGACCCCUCUCUGGGAACUUGUGCUAGAACAAUUCAAGGAUCAACUGGUCCUCAUCCUCUUAGGUUCCGCUGCCGUGUCCUUUGUACUGGCUCUUUUCGAGGAAAGUGACGAUUGGACGGCUUUUGUUGACCCUGUUGUGAUUCUGACCAUUCUGAUCCUCAAUGCCGUGGUUGGUGUCACGCAGGAGAGCAGCGCGGAAAAGGCAAUUGCUGCUCUUCAGGAAUACUCUGCAAACGAAGCGACAGUGGUUCGUGAUGGCAAGACUCAGCGCAUUAAGGCGGAAGAUCUCGUUCCCGGAGAUAUCAUCCACAUCGCAGUUGGUGACCGCGUUCCGGCCGACUGCAGGCUGCUAGCUAUUCAAAGCAACAGUUUCCGGGUUGACCAAGCGGUCCUGACGGGUGAAAGCGAGAGUGUCGCCAAGGAUACUCGUGCCAUCAAGGAUGAACAGGCCGUCAAGCAAGACCAAACAAAUAUUCUUUUCUCGGGCACAUCGGUUGUCAACGGCCAUGCUACUGCCAUUGUUGUGUUGACUGGUGGAUCGACUGCUAUUGGUGGCAUUCACGAUAGUAUCACGUCCCAGAUCUCUGAGCCGACGCCGCUUAAGCAGAAACUCAACGAUUUUGGUGACAUGCUGGCGAAGGUGAUCACCGUCAUCUGUGUUCUUGUCUGGGUGAUCAAUGUUGAGCACUUCAACGACCCGUCUCAUGGGGGCUGGGCCAAGGGUGCCAUCUACUAUCUCAAGAUUGCGGUCUCUCUGGGUGUCGCUGCCAUUCCGGAAGGUUUGGCGGUGGUCAUCACCACCUGUCUGGCUCUGGGUACGCGCAAGAUGGCGGCUAAGAACGCCGUCGUUCGGUCUUUGCCUUCCGUCGAAACUUUGGGUAGCUGCAGUGUGAUCUGCUCCGACAAAACUGGAACCUUGACUACUAACCAGAUGAGCGUGGAAAAGCUUGUUUACCUCAAUGCAUCCGGUGAUGACCUGGAGGAGAUAGACGUCGAGGGCACAACUUUUGCUCCCGAGGGCAACCUCUCUCGUAAUGGGAAGGUAUUACAGAACCUGGCUGUAACCUCGUCUACCGUUCAUCAGAUGGCUGAAGUUAUGGCACUUUGCAACGGCGCUACCCUCGCCCAUGACGCCAAGAGUGGCACUUUCUCCUGCAUCGGUGAACCUACUGAAGGAGCAUUGAGGGUCCUGGUUGAAAAGAUCGGCACUGAUGACAUGGCUACCAACGAAAAGGUGUUCCGACUGCCAGCUUCUCAGAGACUUUACGUUUCGAGUGCCCACUACGCAUCACGCCUACCACUGCUGGCUACGUACGAAUUCUCCCGCGACCGCAAGAGUAUGUCUGUCCUUGUCACUAAGGACAAGGCUCAGAGGCUUCUGGUCAAGGGCGCCCCUGAAUCGAUCCUCGAACGCUGCUCGUAUGUCCUUUUGGGAUCUGAUGGACCCCGUGUCCCUCUCACCCAAGCGUACAAUGAUCUUCUUUCUAGGGAAGUUGUCGAAUACGGAAACCGUGGAUUGCGUGUCAUUGCUCUGGCUAGUGUUGACGAUAUCGCGGAUAACCCGCUCCUGCACAAUGCCCAAACCACCGAGGAGUACGCUCAGCUGGAAAGGAACAUGACUCUGAUUGGCCUUGUUGGAAUGCUGGACCCUCCACGCACCGAGGUCGCUGACUCUGUGAAGCAAUGCCGUGCCGCUGGUAUUCGCGUGAUUGUCAUCACCGGUGACAACCGCAACACUGCUGAAUCUAUCUGCCGUCAAAUUGGUGUCUUUGGUGAGGAUGAGGACCUUACGGGUAAGAGCUUCACAGGCAGGGAAUUCGACAGUCUCUCAGAAAGUGAAAAGCUUGAGGCCGUCAAGAAGGCGUCUCUGUUCUCACGUACCGAGCCAAGCCACAAGUCCAAGCUGGUCGACCUUCUUCAAUCUCUGGGCCAUGUGGUUGCAAUGACUGGCGAUGGUGUCAACGAUGCUCCUGCUUUGAAGAAGGCCGAUAUUGGUGUUGCCAUGGGUACGGGAACGGAUGUUGCUAAGCUGGCCGCUGAUAUGGUCUUGACCGAUGACAACUUUGCGACGAUCACCGUGGCCGUUGAAGAGGGCAGAUCGAUCUACAGCAACACCCAGCAAUUUAUUCGGUAUCUGAUCUCUUCAAACAUUGGUGAGGUCGUAUCUAUCUUCUUGACCGCAGCUCUGGGCAUGCCCGAAGCAUUGAUCCCUGUCCAGCUUCUCUGGGUGAACCUGGUCACUGACGGGUUGCCUGCUACCGCCUUGUCGUUCAACCCUCCAGACCAUGACGUGAUGAGACGUGCGCCCAGAAAGCGCGAUGAGCCUCUUGUGGGUGGUUGGCUACUUUUCAGAUACCUGGUCAUCGGCACGUACGUUGGUGCUGCUACUGUUUUUGGUUACGUAUGGUGGUUUGUCUAUAAUCCAGAGGGACCUCAGAUCUCCUUCUGGCAGCUGUCCCACUUUCACAAAUGCUCCGCUCAGUUCCCCGAGAUCGGUUGUGAAAUAUUCACCAACGAUAUGUCGCGGUCCGCAUCCACUGUGUCGCUCUCAAUCCUUGUGGUUAUUGAGAUGCUGAACGCCAUGAACGCGCUCUCGUCCAGCGAAUCUCUCUUCGCCUUCCCUCUUUGGAACAAUAUGAUGCUGGUGUUCGCCAUCAUUCUGUCAAUGACCCUCCAUUUCGCCAUUCUGUAUAUCCCAUUCCUGCAGUCAUUGUUCUCUAUUUUGCCUUUGAACUUGACUGAAUGGAAGGCGGUUCUGGCCAUCAGCGCCCCUGUUGUGGCCAUUGAUGAGCUACUCAAAUAUGCUGAGCGCCGCCUGUAUACUCUUCCUGCAAAUGCAGGGGAGCAUCAGAAUGGGGUAGCAUUCAAGCCCAAGAAGGCGUAG
Molecule: messenger RNA, 3021 nt
Organism: Aspergillus thermomutatus
Lineage: Eukaryota; Fungi; Ascomycota; Eurotiomycetes; Eurotiales; Aspergillaceae
Product: calcium-transporting ATPase
Exons: 5
Coding region: 1-3021 (1006 amino acids)
Biological process (GO): calcium ion transmembrane transport; intracellular calcium ion homeostasis
Cellular component (GO): membrane
Molecular function (GO): ATP hydrolysis activity; P-type calcium transporter activity; ATP binding
Source: RefSeq, a predicted model, not a curated record